UCCCAGAAAUUCGUAACUAAUUAGCUACUACUAAGUACUACUUUGCGGAUUCCUAUCGCAUGAUGGAUACUAGUACCUGUACUACCAUAGUACUAGUACUUCUAUGGCUAUCCCUAUGGCUUCAGGCACUGGGUUUCUUGGUGUCCCUGCUACGUGAAUACAGCACUAGUCCUGUACUACCUUCUACUACUACACUUUCUACUGUUUUGCUAGGGAUAUGUCUAUGGCAAUGCAAGAAGGCUGGGUACCUGGUCUCCCCAAUGACCUGGUACCAUUGGGUACUAUUGGUACUGCUAGUGGUAUUGCAGAUAGUUGCGGUAGUACUAGAGCAACGGGAACUACAGGAGUUUAAUCUCUUUGAGUUUUUAUUAGGCGAUUCGUUAUAUCCCAUUUACGGCAUCACGGGGGUACUAGUGGCAAUACUGGGUAUACUGGGUGGUACCCUGUUUUGUGGGUGGAAGUGUAACCUAUUCUGUAGACCAUGCUGUAAAAGCCAGUACAUUUGCUACGGUAGUGCAAUAGUAGUAGUACUAGUGGUUCUCAUAGUACUGGCAAUGACAGCUGCAUUGCUACGGUACGAUACUCGCACCUAUGGAGCUGAAGGGCGGAUCGAUCUUCUGAUUAUAAGUCAUCUUGAUAAAACAUUAGUACCUAUUACGCAGUGCUAUACCAUGGCAGUUAUCUGGAAUACUAUAAUGAAGUUACCCUAUACGGUACCGGAGGUUGUUACACUUUUGACAUUUGCAAUGGCAGUGGCUUCGUUGGUGGCAGUAAUGGCUAGUACUAAGGGGUCCAAUAGAAAACAAAUUAAAGCUGCAGGAUACUCUCUCCUAGCAGUCCAUCUACUUGCCCUAGGAAUUACCUGGUAUUGCCUGGAGUAUAAACGUGUAUUCUACUGGCCCAAGCAAUACCUGUGCUUCGGGGUACUGGCAGUGGUACUACUGAUAACUCUGGUAGCGAUAGUGGUGACAUACUCCGGAGAACUCGAUGAUGGACAUGUGCAAUACACCUUGAUCGGCUACUCACUACUACUAAUGAUACCGACACUGUGGUAUGCAUACCGAUGUGGUCUACUUACAUGGUGCCUCCCAAAGAAAAAGGGUCUCAAGGCUACUGACACUGCUGAGAACACUACACCAGACACUGAUAUCGCAGAGGAAUAGUACUGUCAGUGCAACAAGUACCACCCAGUUACAUUUCACGCCCCAACUUGGGAUAGCCCAAUAUGAACU
Messenger RNA from Babesia bovis T2Bo, 1232 nucleotides. RefSeq names its product putative integral membrane protein. Lineage: Eukaryota; Apicomplexa; Aconoidasida; Piroplasmida; Babesiidae. The record is from RefSeq and is a predicted model, not a curated record. Bases 60 to 1163 code for a protein of 367 amino acids. The transcript has a single exon.